GAUCCGCACAUUUCAAAAUGGCCGCCGUCGGAGAAGUCUUGCGAAUUAGCUUGUAUUUUCUACAGAAUUUAAGGCUUAUUUUGAGUGCGACGUGAGUUAUCUUAUCUCAUCGAGAUGAUGGUGAAUCCGCCAAUUCGGCAAACAUAUUUGUAGUAGGAGGAUUUGCUGAAAUUCUCCUCUAUUCGUUGAUAAACAGCCAAUAUGUGCUGCAAGAAGAAGGACCUGUCAGAUCCUGGGUCUAACGCAGCACUGGCUGUACAGAGUCCAAGAAAGAAUGGUUGGAGCUGGCCUCUACACCCGUUCCAAUUUAUAGCUUGGAUUUUCAUCCUGUAUUUUGGGACAGUUCACUUUGGCAUUCUUGUGCCGGUGAUGCCAACGGAAUGGCAGAUGGCUGGGUAUAUCACUGUGGGGAUCUUCCUGGGACUCCAUUGUGUACUACACAUCUGGAGCCUAUCAGUGAACCCGGCUGAUGACAAUGUAAUACGGAAAUGGAAAGGUCUCGAGCCGAAGCGGUACGACCGGACCAUGCAGGCACACGUCAUAGAGAACAACAGAUGUUACAUCUGUGACACCGAUGUGUGUGCUUCGGCCAAACAUUGCAGACUUUGCAAUAAGUGCGUGUCGGGUUUCGAUCACCACUGUAGGUGGCUUAACAGCUGCAUCGGGGACAAGAAUUACAAAUUGUUCAUCUCAUGCUUGGUGACUGCACUGGUUGGAGCCAUAUUGAUAAUUGCAGUGACAUUAUACGUAACUGUCAUGUUUUGGGUGGAUCCAUCGGUACUACAUUACGCUCAGCAAGGGAUUCUUGUGACAGAUGUUGUCCCCUCGGUGGCCUCAGACCUCCCCAGUGUUGCACCCAACAUAUCAAGCAAUGGUACAACUCCUCUUCCAACCACCAGCAGCAAUGACGUGACAUAUAAGUAUUACCUGUUUGCGGAGGUGCCUGGCGCAGCCUUCAUCAGCGUAGUAAUCACAACAAUGGUUCUCUGUCUCGUCGCUAUUUUGCUACUCGGCCAUCUCCUAUGCUUCCAUAUCUACCUAAUGUGCAAUAACCUCACAACGUAUGAUUACAUCAUGCGUGGCAGGGAAAAGGCAAAGAAGUCUUCCCCAGAGUCUAGCCAGCAGAACCUUAAGGGUAACAAGGUUGCGCCAGUAGCGAUGAUCUCUCGUGACCAGGGUCUGCAUGAGAGCAUGGAAAACGGGUACGUUCCUGAGAACGGCUACCAUCAUGGUAGUUACGACCCUAACAGUUCAGAUGAGGACACCAGACAGAUGCAGCGUCAGUACGAGGAGGUACUGAUGGAAGACGAGGCUCUGUCCCCGCGCCUGACCGCCCGGAGCAGCGGCAGGCAUCGCCCCACCAGCGCCGACAGGGAGCGCCAGGACAGCGACCUCCAACAGCCAAUCAUGAUGAAGAUGCCGCGGCAGCUACCCCCGAUUAGGCCAGUAGCAAACUUAGUACAGGAGACUACACAGGUAGCCGCUGCAAAGAAGAAGAAGAAGCCCAAGAGGAACAAUGCAUCCAAGGAAAGGAAGAUGGAAGUAGCUGCAAUUGCUGCCAAUGGCACGUACACGCCACGCGGAUACAACAUCAACCCGACACUGCCCCCAAUCACGCCGCCCGCCCCGGCGCCCAGGAACGACGUGAUCACACCGGCGCGCUCCCCGUCUCCGUACCACUCCUCCUCCGCUGAGUCGCUACAGGAGAUCCCACUGGCCACCAUUAGGGGCACCGGGGAACAGGUACAGGUUAUCCAAGCCGGAGCCAGCCCUAACACCAGCCCACACCUCCCCUCCCAGGACCCGGAGAGAAGGGCCCACUCCAAGCGGCGGAAGGCUAAGCCCAAGGAGAGGCGUCCCCGUCCUCUCGACGUGCCGCCAUUGGAGCUGACUCAGACCGUCACGGAUGGCGAGUACAGCUUACGCAGCGACGUGGCCACCGGGCAUAGUGGCAGGCCACUGCCCCCGCUGCACAUGGCAACAAGUAACGUGUAAAUGCUAAGAUUCUCACGGCAAUAACAUACUAGGCCACACUAAUUUGAUAUGUUGGCUUUUGGAUUUUUCAGGAAAAAUAUGAAGCAACAGGGUAUGUGGAAAAUGUGAGAAAAAAACAGUCUUAAGCAUCCUCUGAUUGCUCCAAAUGCUACCGUAAUGGUAGGAGCCAUGGCGUCAACAUACCAGGCUAGUUUCUUUUUUAAACAAGGAAUUUUGAACGUUUUUUUUUUUAUCUAAGCAAUGCUUUGAUACAUGCAGAUGGAAAAAGAUGGAAAAACUAUAACCAAAAGGAGCUCUCUUCAACUGUUUGAGCCAAAAUAUGGAGUCGAUUUAGAACUUUUUUGUUUUUGAAAAUCAGAAAAAAAGAAAGUUUAUGAAUCCAAGAACCAAUUACUUACAUUGGUGUGGCCUUAAUUGCUAAAUGUAAUGUUUCCCCCAGUGCCAUUGUCAGAUUACAUGUAUUUUCUAUUGACAUUAUGUUCUCAAGGUACAGGUACAUGUAUGCUCUUCAGAGAUUUUCUAUAUAUGUGAACUACAUAUCUGCUACUUUGUGCAUAAAAUGUGCAAGGUUCGAGAUUCCAUUUUCUACUUUCCUUACUAUGCAUACAUGUACUUUGUUUUGAACAAGUGUGCUUCUCAAAAACAUUUCCCCCAUUGUCUGUAUGCAGUUUAAUGCAAUGAUGUUUCUAUUAUUUUUUUUAACAUAAUCAGUCAGAGAUUUUGUGGGACCAAAAAUGACCAGUUGUGCAGGAUUGACGUGAAUUAAUGUAGAACAUUUCAUAGUGUUAACCCUCGUGCCAAAGAUAUGUCACAAAUUAUUAUUUUAUAAUCCCUAACUGUUCUCAAAAGAAUGAGGUACCAGGAAAUUGUGCAUAGAACAUACAUAAUAUGAACCCUCCAUAUUCAUGCAGCUAUGUGAUUUUUUUAAAUCUUGAUGUUAUUUCAAAGCUAUGAAAAAGGUACUACAAGUGUUAAAGCAGUCAUUGAGGCACUUGGACCAUUGAAAUGUUUGUUAAAUGACUAGAAUUCCAUGUUGAUUUUUUGCUUUUCUUGUUUAUUUUUGUACACAAAAAAAAGAAAAAAAAGUAUUGUAUCAAAACAGUGAUGUGCCAAAACUAAAAGGGAGCAUUUGGUCAUGUACAAAAUAUACAUGUAAACUAAACAAAAGAGAGAAAUAAGAACUGAUUGUAACUGACUGCAGGUUUUGUGCCUUAAGAUACUAGACUAAGUACUCAAAGGAGUUGAUAUGACCAAACUUGAUGAAAAUGGCAAAGGCAAAGAUACACUGUAAUAUGUACAGUCACAUUCUGAUAAUCUAAGUGUUUAAAUCAUACUUGUUUUUGAAAAAUCUUUUUGCAGUGUACAUACAGUGUAUUACAUUUAUGUAUAAGAAACUUUGUGCCAUGUUUUCAAGUAAUCUAAACAUGUGGAAAAUGAUUGUGUACGUCAGAACAGUAUUAGAGAAUAUUUGUAUUUGUAUGACAUGUGGACAUGUAUGAAAAGAAAGUAUUUUAUGCAAUAAAUGUGUACAGAUAUUGAACUUAAA
Branchiostoma belcheri (Belcher's lancelet) is the source of this 3541-nucleotide messenger RNA. RefSeq names its product probable palmitoyltransferase ZDHHC1. Bases 202 to 1995 code for a protein of 597 amino acids. Gene Ontology annotation, biological process: protein targeting to membrane; peptidyl-L-cysteine S-palmitoylation. Gene Ontology annotation, cellular component: endoplasmic reticulum; Golgi apparatus. The record is from RefSeq and is a predicted model, not a curated record. The transcript has 14 exons. NCBI's taxonomy places the organism in Eukaryota, Metazoa, Chordata, Leptocardii, Amphioxiformes, Branchiostomatidae. Gene Ontology annotation, molecular function: protein-cysteine S-palmitoyltransferase activity.